AAAGUUUUUAGUUUCCUAAGAACACCCAUGAUGUCAUCCAUACUUGCAACAAUCAAAAUUGCACAUGAAGAUAAAGAAUGAGAAAAUAGUAUUGUUUUACAAUAUUGUGAGCUUUGAACCUAGAAACAUCAAGACAGAGAAGCUGUAGAUAAAAGAGGUUUCCUUCAAACUUAACCAAUUUGAGGUUUUGGCAAAUCUAUUGGCUCAGUUUGAAACAACUUCUCAUUUCUGAAGUUGCUUCUCUUUCUUGAGGUUUCUAAUUUAAAGGCUCACAAUAUAAUAGUAUAAUAAUGUUAUUUCUGAAAUCUGAGAAAUUUCCCAGAAAACUGAUUUAUUUUGAUAAACUCUGCUCUGGGCGUUGUCUGGAACAGCCUUUUCCAAGUAAGUGAAAGGGUUUUUUCCAACUAACUAACCAGGAAACAUUCCACUGUCACAAGGAACCGUGAGCUUCAAUAGCACUAUGUUUUAUCAGAAACCAAUCCCAUGUCUACUCAUUCUGCAGAAUGAUAACCAUCCUCACAUUCUCCCUAUAUAAGACUCGGAUAAGCAGGCAGAUUUCACUCAUUUAUGAGCAACGAAGAGCAAGCAGAUGGCAAGCAAAACUGCAAGCGCAGGCAGCAAAAGGCCCAGAGAUCCCUCUACUCAGGGUUUAAAAGUCAAGUUUUUGAUCAAUAUACCUCUGAAGGUGGAUUCAGAGGAUGAGGCACAGAAGACGUGUGGUUAUCUACUCAACGCUCUAAUUGCAGGCUUUAGGGAAGAGGAUACGAAAGGCAAAGAGGGGCUUGAAGACAUAGCUGUGAUUUUUGGCAUGAAUGGAAAACACACCCCAGAGCUAGUUCUUGUCCUGAAGAAGCUCGAGAUCUUGAAGUACAAAUGUAAAGUCAAGCAUCUUAUAAUCACGUACACCUGGGGAAGCGGUGGAACGAUAGCACAACAUGCGACUGAGCCACCGUACCAGGAUAUUCGAGAGCAUCUGAAAAACAAUCCUGCUACAACAAAACUUGUGGAGGAGUUGAGGGGGAACGAUCAAAGUUGUCUGGUUUACUUCAGUUUCGUUGAUAGUGACACUUUAAACUUCAACUUCAUCUACAGUGAAUACUUGCAAAUUGUGAGAGAGGAGUGUAAAAAAGACAAAAUCCCACCGACCGUGAUGUCGACUGGUUACGAGUUCCACAGAGGCAGUGAUCUUCACAUUGCGAGUUGGCUGGACCGCAUGGUUCGUAUAGCCGUGGCAGAGGUGGAUCCCCUCUUUGUGUACUACCCAGAACCUAACUUCUGCGUUCUAGUGCGUGACAAUCUCAACGCCAUAGAGGAGAGUUUCAUUGACAGAAGAAGAAAGAAAAUGGAGUCAGCCGUUCUGAUGAGCCGGGUCAAGAAACGUGACCAUUUCAAAGCGGUGUUUUCUGACAGAAACCCCAUCAUCAUCAUUGCUCCGGACAGAUUUAAUCUAAGUGGUAACGGCCUGAUAACCGGACAGUCAACUCUGAUUGGGAGGAAUUUGGCAAUAGGUGCGAACUGUAAUAAGGUGCUCACACAUGAAAGCACAAUGAAAGGGAUUGCUGGAAAAAACAGAGGGUUCAUCAUUCGGUUAUUUAACUGUAAAAGCGAUAAGGAAUUCGAAGAGAUGAGUAAGGAAAAUCCAUUCAACAAAGACGGAAAAGACGCCACAAUACUAAUCAAUGCUAUUAGAGAAGCAAGAGAAUACAAAAACUUUGUUUAUGACUUUGACAAGAAACUCCCUGAAGAUAAUUAAAGUCCAUUUAAAUCUGAGUAGCGUGCCGCGGACCUUUUCUGAUUGCAAAAUGAUCCACGUAAAUUACAGACAACUGCUGGUUUUUAUGUUCGAUGCAUCUAUACUGUACACUUAUGUGACUUUAAACAUUUAAAUUACAUGGUUAAUGUUGAUUUAUUAUCUAAUCUAACAACAUAGUUUACUCCAUACUGAAAUCAUAACAUAAACUCACUAACAGUACAAUGUGAAAUAAUAUUCACAUGUUGGCUUUGAGACUGGAUUUAGCUGUAAUUUAAAUCUAAAUCAUUCCCCUCUUUAUCCAUGUCAUUGUUAUAGUUUAGUACAGUACAGUAAGAUCACUGAUAAAAAUACAGAGGAGUAAUCAUUUUAAACUUUAACCUGAAUACUCUUUAGGUGGAUUUUGCAUGUAAUUAUUUUAUAUUUAAUAAUCACUAGUGUGCAUGCUAACAUGAAACAGUUCACUUAUUUUACUCCAUGUUUUUGACUGUGAAUCGUAAUCAGGAAAAGUCACAAUAAUUAGGGCCUGUUUUAUGUAAAUAAUAUGCAAAUGUAUGCAAAUGAAGAUACAUUUUGAUGUUGUUUUCAUGGACUGUACUCCCCAUGAUCCUCCCUGGCACUUAGUAUAGGAAAUUAUGAUCCGCACUCAGGAGAACAGGAUACUUUUUGCGUUUUAUUUUAUAUUCAUCACUGAUCCGAAACGUUUGUGCCUUUUCCUUUAAAGACUUACUCGCUGAUCUAUCUGAUCUGAUUCUGAAAGAUUUUUCCCCUUUGAAAUCAAUUUCUUCAGGGCUUAAAAUAUUCUAGCUUGAAUGUAACUUUACACCCUUCCUUAAUUUAGUAUACACAGAUCUGUGAUGUGUUUUAUGUGUUGUUCUCUACAACGUCAGACACAUAUAUGAAUUGGUUUGGUUUGGUUAUACUGAAUGGUUUCAGCUCUCUGCCUUGUAAAC
Messenger RNA from Cyprinus carpio (common carp), 2703 nucleotides. RefSeq lists its product as uncharacterized. The record is from RefSeq and is a predicted model, not a curated record. NCBI's taxonomy places the organism in Eukaryota, Metazoa, Chordata, Actinopteri, Cypriniformes, Cyprinidae.